Molecule: messenger RNA, 678 nt
Organism: Folsomia candida
Lineage: Eukaryota; Metazoa; Arthropoda; Collembola; Entomobryomorpha; Isotomidae
Product: ARM REPEAT PROTEIN INTERACTING WITH ABF2-like
Exons: 3
Coding region: 1-678 (225 amino acids)
Molecular function (GO): protein binding
Source: RefSeq, a predicted model, not a curated record
AUGAAUUACAUUUCAGUUUCUUUUGCAGAAAUCAAAAUUGGUCCAUUCGUCGCAUCAGAAUUGGGCGUACAAUCGGCAUGCAGGUUUUCCCAGAUUACCACAAUUACUAGACAGCCCCAACAACCCUUCGGCUACAUUGUUGCCAACUCAUCCCAACAAAUGUUCACACUUCGAAUCGAGGUUGGACUUCGAGUGGAAGGUUUCAUUGUGAAGAAAAAGGGCUCCGCAGUCCCCAAAGCCACGAUGAGGGUACUGCUGGAAAAUCGUCAUAAAAAUUCAGACAUCAGUUUUCAGAUGCAAGAUGGUCACAAGGUUCAGGCACAUCGCUAUAUUUUGUCGGCGCAAAGCGAUGUGUUCGAAGCAAUGUUCGCCACAGAUAUGAUGGAGAAGAAUGACGGCGAGGUUGAGUUGACGGACUUUAGCGGGGAGGGAUUCGAGAUUUUCCUUAAGUUCGUGUACACAGGGGAGCUGGAUGAAAUGUGGCGCAAUUAUGUCGACGAUGUAGUCCGGGCAGCAGAUAAGUACAAUAUUAUUCCUCUUCAAGAACUUUGUGACCUUCGUCUCCCUACUCUGGUGACACGGGAAAAUUUUGAUGAAGGGCUGGUAUUUUUCAAGUGGUCAGAUUCAGCGACACUUAUCGUAUCAGUUUCUAAAAUUGGUCAAACCCCACCCCCAUAA